Molecule: messenger RNA, 352 nt
Organism: Anopheles coustani
Lineage: Eukaryota; Metazoa; Arthropoda; Insecta; Diptera; Culicidae
Gene: Dpm2
Exons: 3
Coding region: 96-347 (83 amino acids)
Biological process (GO): GPI anchor biosynthetic process
Cellular component (GO): endoplasmic reticulum membrane; dolichol-phosphate-mannose synthase complex
Molecular function (GO): enzyme regulator activity
Source: RefSeq, a predicted model, not a curated record
UGCGUUUUUUGUGCCGAAACACGAAAACCAUCGCAGGGAAGAAGCAUCGCAGAAUCUAUUACGAGUACUUUGCGCGAGACCGAUAAGAUCAAUGAAUGGCGUCGAAUGCGGCGCUUGGAAAGCUGAUUUUGGCGGCAACAUUCAGCUUGUUUUUCUACUACGUCUUCUGGAUUGCUGUGCUGCCGUUUAUGGUGAUUGAUGCAAGCGAAGAAAGUUGGAUCUACGCGCUGUUUCCACCGAUGAAAUUUGCCUUUAUCGUUCCGGCUGUCUUCGGCGUGGUGCUGGUCGGCGGGCUGUCGUUAUUUUCCGUUUAUCAUUUGCGCGAGCACCUGCAAUUUGUUCGCUAAACUUC